UGGGUAUUCAAUUCCGAAAGUUGGAUGUAUUACCAACAACACUCCAGAGUUGCUUUCAACAGGCUCUAACCAGUAAUGAGAAGCCGGAUCCAACAUAACUUGCUUUUAUUGUAGAAGCCGAUGUUCAUCGUCACCUACAGUAUCUAGAGCAGGCCCAAUUUGUUCGGGAGGUAAUGGAUAUUUCGAACGUUCUUAACCCUGAAGGAGAGACUGUUCGGGAUAGCCUCGAAGAACUCGACGAGCUUAUUCUAGCCCAAUUUACCUCCCCUCAAAGAGAAGAACAGGAUGAAGAGUUGGUCGUUGAGCCAUUUGUAUCAGUUCAAGAAGCACUUGAGGCUUUAGCUAAGUUACGCCUAUAUCAGGAGCAAUCUGGAGGGGAUACAGGCUUGAUUUUACAGCUUAAUCGACAAGAACGACAGCUUAGGGUAGUGAGGGAAGAGUCUUUGCAACAGAGCGAUGGUCGCUCUUUCUAAGGUGAAAAUCGACGGCUUGGCGUCUCUGGAUGUAGCGGAUUUAAAAGGUUGGUUGUCGGAAUUGAUUCGCUAUAUGCAGGGUUUACUGGAUUUGUUUAGCUGGUCCGAUUCCGAAAGUGAAAAUGUUGGAACGAUUCAUAUCAGUUUCUGGUGAUGUAU
This is a messenger RNA of Pseudomassariella vexata, 632 nucleotides long. RefSeq lists its product as uncharacterized. NCBI's taxonomy places the organism in Eukaryota, Fungi, Ascomycota, Sordariomycetes, Amphisphaeriales, Pseudomassariaceae. The record is from RefSeq and is a predicted model, not a curated record. The transcript has a single exon. The coding region runs from base 174 to 473 and encodes 99 amino acids.